AUGAGCCACUGUAUCAAGUCAAGUCAUUCUACAGCUGGAUCCAUCAAGGGCACCAGCCAUAAGAUCACCAGCCCUAUCGCAACUCUCCACCAUAAGGUGCAUCAUGGAGAUUCGCAUAAAAUUUCCCAUCAUGGACCUUCUCAUGGGUCUCUUCAUGGAGGAUUCCAUAAAUUACAUCAUGGAAACUCAAGCUAUUCCCAUCAUGGAGGUCAUUGCAGAACCCCAAGUGUCCAUGGAGGAUCUGGAGGAAAAGGAAUCUCUAUUUCCAAACAUACUUCUAUAGGUCAUGGUUAUAGAUUUGGAAGUGUGCAUGGUCACAGCAACCACUUUGGCAACUUUGGAGGCCACAGUGUCUGGAAAACUGAUAGCUUCUUCAAUGUUAACGAGAAAGAAACCAUGCAACAUCUAAAUGAUCGCCUGGCUUCAUAUCUCGAAAAAGUUCGGUCAUUAGAACAAGAAAAUUCUCAGCUGGAGGGGAAUAUAAGAGAGUGGUAUGACAAGAACCAACCCUGCGCCUUUCCUGAUUUUAGCAGCUACUUUAGAACCAUUCAGGAGCUUCAAGGCCAGAUAUCUUCUGCUACUAUUGAAAAUGCAAGAAUUGUGUUGCAAAUUGACAAUGCCAGGCUGGCUGCAGAUGACUUCAAGAAUAAGUAUGAGAUGGAGUUAAGACUUAAAAACAAUGUAGAGUCUGAUGUUAAUGGCUUGCAGCGUGUCCUUGAAGAGCUAAACAGGGAGGUAUGUGACUUGGAGAGUCAAGUCCAGAGCCUUCAAGAGGAGCUUCUACAGAUGAAGAGGAACCAUGAAGAGGAAGUAAACUCUUUGCGUGCUCAGCUGGGAGCCAGAGUAAAUGUGGAGGUGGAUGCUGCACCAUCAACGGAUCUCAACAGAGUAUUGUCUGACAUUCGUGAGCAAUAUGAAAACUUGAUGGAAAAGAACAUGAGGGAAGCUGAGAGCAUGUUCCUUCAAAGGAUUGAGGAGCUGAACCUUCAGAUGGCAUCUGGCUCUGAACAAUUGCAAUCUGUCCAAACUGAAGUGAUUGAUUUAAGACGCAAUGUCCAGACCCUUGAGAUUGAACUACAAAGCCAACUAAGCAUGAAAUCAGCUUUGGAAGGUACCUUGGCAGAGACAGAGGCAACUUUUGGCUCCCAGCUUGCUCAGUUGCAAUGCUUGAUCAACAAUGUAGAGUCUGAAUUGUCACAGAUCCGUGCAGACCUAGAACGUCAGAAUCAUGAAUACAAGAUCCUAAUGGAUCAGAAAACACACCUGGAAAUGGAGAUUGCCACGUACAAGCGCUUGCUUGAGGGUCAUGACAUCCAUGUUUCUGGACACCAGCUUUCAAGCACAAAAGAAGUUUCUCAUCAUUCCCUCAAGAUCAUCCACGCUCCCAAACACAGCCAGCACACCAAAUGUUAA
Bufo bufo (common toad) is the source of this 1413-nucleotide messenger RNA. Its product is annotated as keratin, type I cytoskeletal 19-like. The transcript has 8 exons. Gene Ontology annotation, molecular function: structural molecule activity. The coding region runs from base 1 to 1413 and encodes 470 amino acids. The record is from RefSeq and is a predicted model, not a curated record. Lineage: Eukaryota; Metazoa; Chordata; Amphibia; Anura; Bufonidae.